AUGUCGCACCCUUUUCCCGCCCAGGUCUUCCUCCAGCGCGCGUUCGUGCUCAAGGGCCGGCGCCACUUCCCCGAGCGCGUCUUCGGGCCGCUGGUGGCCGCGCUCUCCGUCGCGACGAACGCGGUCUGCGGCGCGUUCUACUUCGACGACCUCGGGCUCCUCGGGUCCCACAUCACGCCCGUGCUCUCGCCGGACGUGCCCAUGGAGGCGCCGCCGCCGGCGUCGAACUCGGACGUCGCCUUCUACUUUGCGGGCGUCGGUCUCGCCGUCGCGGGCACGCUCCUGACGCUGCCCCUCGAGCCCGCGGGCGACGAGAAGGCCGAGGCGGCGGCCGGGGCCGACGCGGACGAGUUCGGCGACGGGUCGCCCUACGACCCGGAGUACGACCAGCACGUCUUCGGGGACGCCUACGGCGCGCUGACGAAGGCGCCCCUCGGCGACGACCCGCUCCUCGGGCCGGGCCGCAAGCCCAAGGAGCAGAAACGCGACUGGAACUGCGGCGCGUCCGCGCGGACGGGCUCCCGGGACCCGCCGCCGCCGACCGGCGGCGGCUCCGCGUGGGAGGCCGCGGCCGCGGAGGCCAUGAACAACGGCGCGACCUUCGCCGCGUCGCUGGACGCUGAUCUCUAA
Aureococcus anophagefferens is the source of this 630-nucleotide messenger RNA. RefSeq lists its product as hypothetical. NCBI's taxonomy places the organism in Eukaryota, Pelagophyceae, Pelagomonadales, Pelagomonadaceae. The record is from RefSeq and is a predicted model, not a curated record. Bases 1 to 630 code for a protein of 209 amino acids. The transcript has a single exon.